ACAACAAAAAAAAACAGUAGUAACAAAUUGGAGUGGUGUUUUUUGAAAAUAAAAAAAAUCAAGAUUUUGCAUUGCGGAUUGACUAAAUGAUGGCAUUAUGGUGUAAGGAUAACAAUGUUUAUUUUUUUUUUAUAAUCUUCAUUUUCUAGCAUGAAAAAGGUAUAUAACUGUGAAAACACUCUAAAGAGAUGAUAUCACUUUAUAUAUAUAAAAAAAAAUUCUCUAUGUAAAAAAAAAAUAUUUCAAAAAAAAAUUGCAGAAGAGAAGAUUGAAAGAAAAAGAAAACAUUAAAUAAAAUCACGUUAAAAAACACAAAAAAAUCAUCAAUGAUUUAUUUGGAAAUAUUUAGGAAGAUUUAAAAUAUUUCCAAGUAAUUUAUUGUAAACAAAAAAAAAGACGAUUAGGGUGGAUUAUUGCAAUAUUUAAGGGGAUGAUUGUGAUUGAAAUAUUGCAAUUUCUAACCGUGCAAACGAAUAAAUUAACUACAAACAUCCCUUGAAGGCUAAUUUAAACAUGGGUAUUUCGAAUUGCAUCCCGUUGUACAGGGAGUUUCGGCUUAAGUGAAAACGAAUUGAGAGAAUUUGAGAUGCAUUGCCUACUAUUGGGAGGAGCUCAUUUAUAAAAUAAUUCUUGAAAUGCCACUGAAUGGGUGCAAACACAAGUAGAGUUUAAUUCUUCACACAGAAAAAAAUAAUUAGUAAAAAUGUUUACUUUUUUUGUCUAUCUAUCGGCGCAGAAAUCCUCUUCGAAAGAUGUUCGAAAUUAUUUCGAAAAAUUGACGAGCAUUUUUGUACUUUUACAAACAUUUGUUCGUAAAUAUUCGUAAACACACAAAAAAUGUUCGUAAAAUUUUGUCAUUUGUUCGUAAAUUUUUGUUUACCUAACGAUCAUUUUACGAAUAUUUACGAACAAAUGACAAAAUUUUACAAACAUUUUUUUGUGUGUUUACGAACAUUUACGAGCAAAUGUUUGCAAAAGUACAAAAAAUGCUCGUCAAGUGAUCAUGUUCAUUUGUGAACAACAAUGUUAGUGAAAAAGUACAAACUUUUACGAACUUGUUUGUACUAGUACUCCCUGUACUAAUGCACCGGUGAGUCUUGGAAAGUUUCCCAUUGUGAUGAGUUUCUGAGAUAAAAUCUCUUUGAAAGGGUGUCACGAGUGUCUCAACUAACAUAAAGUCUAGCAUAUUUCCUAUUUCAUUUCGAAACGGUGUAGAUUUUUAUUUUGAAAAGAAGACUUUUUCGAAAUAAUUUCGAACAUCUUUCGAGGAGGAUUUCUGCGCCGGAAGAUAGGCAAAAUUUUGCUGGGAUACAGCUCAAUGAAGAGUUUGUUUUUUGAAUGUCGAAGGGAAAAUUUUAAAUCGAAAUACCUCCAUUUAAAUGGGCCUUUAAUGUCAAGUUAUUAUUUUUUUCACGAAAGGAAAAAUAAUUUCCUAGCUAGAACAAUUGGUGUUUUAUUCACUAAUAAAAAUAUUAAUCAAUUUAUAAAUUCAUUCUCAGAAAGCACAGUAAUUUUUGAAAAUAGAGCAUUUAACUAUGGCAUAAAACCAAAAAAAAAGUUUUAAAGUUGCAUGCAAUUCACAUUAAAAAAAAUGUUAUUGCUUGCAACUUUAUCUGACAAAAAUUCGUGUUUCAUGCAAUCAACUUCUAAAUGUUUUAUCAGAAACAAAAUUUGCUGGUAAAAAAAAUCCUCAUUUAAAUAGAAUUGUAGUGAUUGGAAUUUCCUAAAAAGCUCAAGAGAUUUGUUACUCUCAAAGUCAAAGAGGAAAAGUUUAAUAAAUCUCUUGAGAUAUCCAGGAGGUUUCACUCAAGUAACUUUCACAAAACUCAAUUUAUGCUUCAUAAAGUAUUUGGGUUCUUCUAACCUCAUUUUCAAUCUAUUAAUAGUCUUCCAGAAGUCCAAUUUUAAAAUAUUACUUUACAGCAUUAUUUUUAACCAACAAAGAAAAAAAAAAGAAAAUAAAAUCACACUUUUGAAAAUGAAGCAUAAAUGGGAUUGUGAAAAAUCACAAAAUCAAUUUUUAUCGAUUGAUGGGAAAAGAGAGGGAUAUGUUGCAAGAUUUUUCGAUAUUAAUAAGGAAUUUUUAUAUUCAAUGCAUAAAGAAAAUGCAAAAUAUUAUUUCAGUGGUUUUCUGUGGUGUGUGUCUAAAAUGAAACAGGCAAGAGUACAGUAAGAAAAAAGAGAAGAAGAAAAAAAAAGGAUAAUGGAAUUGUAGCGUGAGAUCGAUGAAAAUGACUUUGUGAGAAAAGUGCACCUUUAAGACUCGUAUGCAAUUUUAAUAAAUUUUAAUGUAUCUCGUAAUAUUCUGGAAAUAAGCCUGAGAGAUGGUUAACUUUAUCUGACUAACUUGCAAUAAUUUGGGACUGAUUAGAGAGGAAAAUCCAUGGAUAGUUUUAUCACAGAGAAUUUCGAUGUCUUGUAAAAAUAUUAAUAGUCAUUUUUAGAGAGAUUUGAAAAUAAAAAAAAAUGAAUUCAUACACUGGAUGUUAUGAGACGAGGAAUUUAAUAAAAGUGCACCCGUUUUAAAGUGGCAAAAGAAUGUGUUUAUUUUCGACCCUUUUCCAUAUAAAUGUCUAUUUUCAGCAUUUUCAGGUGAUGAAAAGCGCAAACGGGGAAUCAAAUGACAAUUAUUGCAGAACCUGGUCAGAAAAAUACGCGCAGUGUGAAAGUUUGAAAAUGGAUCGGGUGGGAUGUGUCAUAGAUGGCGCUAGCAAAACAAAAUUAAGAAUGAUGACAAAAGAAUGACGUCAGUGUGUCGGAUGCUAUUCUUCGUCCUGGUAUCAGCUGCUGUAUUCCUACAUACAUCACAUUGUGGUCCUGCUAGGUCAAUUGGUCUGAUGGCUGCUAGAGCCGCUAAAAUUCCACGGUCAAUCCGGGCUCCCUUUCGAAAUACAGAAAUGAUGACUGCACGUGGCUUUGGCAAAAGAGCCCAAAUGAUAAAAAUUAAAGAUGACUCCGCUCCAUGGAAUUACGGCAAGAGAGAAACACACUUCCUGGAUGAAAUGACACCAGAAAAUACUGAUCCAUUUGAGCAAAUUGUCUCUGAUAAUUCCAUUGAAAGCUUUCCCAUAGAUUGGUUCGUCAAUGAGUUGGUGAAUAAUCCCAUUCUGGCUAAAUCAAUUCUGAGGCGCUUUGUGGACACAGACAAGGAUGGAAUUCUAACAGCUCACGAACUCCUGGCAGGUGCAACAGUGCCACCUCAUCAAUUAGACAGCAACGUGUAUUGAGACCCAGCGACGUGGAUGAGUUCGUCAUCCCCCAUCAUCCACCCUUGGAAAAUCUAAAAGAGUUUUCUUUCUACUAAACCAAAUGUAAAUGUAUAAAAGAGUCGUAUUGAAAACAAAUUAAACUCUUCGUUGGAAAUAAAUUAAAAGUCUAUUAGCAAUACAAUAUGUUAGUUAAAUAAUCACUACAGUUAGCUAAUGAGAUAAAAUUGUUAAACACAAUUUUAAUGCGAUUAUCUACAAAUAAUUGCACCACAUCCACACAAUCUUUCUGUGAAAUUCUCGUGCAAACAACCAUAUAUUUCAAUUUUUCAAAUGAAGAGUUGUGAAGUAUUUUCACAAGUGCAACGUUCAUGGCUGGAGGAUGUUGUACUAAGGGAAAUAAUCGUCAUUUUGUGCGGGAAGAAAGGUACUUUGAAGCCAUCGGGAGAAAAUUAAACUUUGUUGAUAUAUACAUCAAAUAUAAUUAUAAAUAAAAAUAUAUAGUUUGGCAAAUAAACACGAAAAUGUUUAGCCCUAA
This is a messenger RNA of Phlebotomus papatasi, 3744 nucleotides long. Its product is annotated as allatotropins-like. The transcript has 4 exons. The record is from RefSeq and is a predicted model, not a curated record. Bases 2742 to 3227 code for a protein of 161 amino acids. Lineage: Eukaryota; Metazoa; Arthropoda; Insecta; Diptera; Psychodidae.